AUGAAGUUUUCGACGCUGCUGACGGGCGCCGUCGCCCUCUUCAGCUCCGAGGUCAUUGCCACCUCCCUCACAUACCGGGUCGAGGCCCACGAGCGAGCCUGCUUCUAUGCCAACACCAAGAACGCCAACGAAAAGAUUGCCUUUUACUUUGCCGUCCAAUCCGGCGGCUCGUUCGAUAUCGACUAUGAGGUCACCUCCCCUACCAGCAAGGUUAUCAUGUCUGGCGAAAAGGAGCGUCAGGGCGACUUUGCCUUUACUGCCCAAACAGCGGGCGACUACGCGUUCUGCUUCAGCAACCAGAUGAGCACCUUUGCCGAGAAGUUUGUCGACAUUGAGAUUUCCGUUGAGAACGAGGCUCGCGCUGAGCUCCCCUCGAAGCAGGGCUCUAGCCCCGAGCAGACCAACGUCCUCGAGGAGUCGGUCUACAAGAUCUCUGGCCAGCUGUCUACCAUUUCGAGAAACCAAAAGUACUUCCGCACGCGUGAGAACCGCAACUUUGCGACCGUCAUGAGCACCGAGAACCGCAUCGUCAACUUUAGCAUGAUUCAGUCGUUUCUCGUCGUCUGCAUGGGCGGUCUGCAAGUAUUUGUCGUUAGAUUCUUCUUCCAGGGCGCUCGCAAGGGUUACGUUUGA
Akanthomyces muscarius is the source of this 633-nucleotide messenger RNA. RefSeq lists its product as uncharacterized. NCBI's taxonomy places the organism in Eukaryota, Fungi, Ascomycota, Sordariomycetes, Hypocreales, Cordycipitaceae. The coding region runs from base 1 to 633 and encodes 210 amino acids. The record is from RefSeq and is a predicted model, not a curated record. The transcript has 4 exons. Gene Ontology annotation, cellular component: endoplasmic reticulum-Golgi intermediate compartment; COPII-coated ER to Golgi transport vesicle; Golgi apparatus. Gene Ontology annotation, biological process: Golgi organization; endoplasmic reticulum to Golgi vesicle-mediated transport; protein retention in ER lumen.